Dovyalis caffra is the source of this 747-nucleotide messenger RNA. NCBI's taxonomy places the organism in Eukaryota, Viridiplantae, Streptophyta, Magnoliopsida, Malpighiales, Salicaceae. The record is from the annotation of a GenBank genome assembly.
AUGGGAUGUGAUGCAUCAGUUCUAUUAGACGACACUUCAAGUUUUACUGGAGAAAAGACUGCAGGCCCAAAUGUAAAUUCUUUGAGAGGUUAUGAUGUCAUUGAUACCAUUAAAUCCCAACUAGAGACUGUUUGCCCUGGAGUUGUUUCUUGUGCUGAUAUCCUAGCUGUGGCUGCUCGAGAUUCAGUUGCUUUAUUGAGUGGACCUUCAUGGCCAGUUCAGUUGGGGAGAAGAGAUUCGACCACGGCAAGUUUCGAUGGUGCUAACACCGAUCUUCCAUCUCCACUCAUGGAUCUCAGUGACCUAAUAACUUCCUUCUCAAAUAAAGGGUUCACUGCUAAAGAAAUGGUUGCUCUCUCAGGAUCUCACACAAUAGGGCAAGCCAGGUGUUUGAUGUUCCGAAACCGGGUCUACAAUGAGACCAGCCUGGAUGCAACAUUGGCAACAUCCUUAAAAUCAAAUUGUCCAAACACAGGAGGUGAUGACAGUCUUUCUUCACUGGAUGCUAUUACUCCUGUCACAUUUGAUAACUCUUAUUUCAAGAACUUGGAAAACAACAAGGGCCUUUUGCACUCGGAUCAGCAGCUUUUCAGUGGAGGCUCUACGGACUCGCAGGUCAAGACAUAUAGCAUCAAUGCUGCCACAUUCUAUGCAGAUUUUGCUAGUGCCAUGGUGAAGAUGGGGAGUCUUAGCCCACUAACAGGAAGCGAUGGACAGAUUCGUACCAACUGUGCAAAAGUAAACUGA